Messenger RNA from Lactuca virosa, 4349 nucleotides. Lineage: Eukaryota; Viridiplantae; Streptophyta; Magnoliopsida; Asterales; Asteraceae. The record is from the annotation of a GenBank genome assembly.
CCAAUUUAACACAUGCUUGAUCCUAUUUUACACGAGUCAGAGUUACAAUCUCUCUGGAUCUUCAGUUCUUACCAGAAUACAUUACGGAAACAAGCACACGCACACUUCGCUCGUUCUUGCUCUUCUCCGACACCAUUUCAAACGAGCCAAAGAAAAACCCUAAAGUGUGAAAUUGAUGGUUCAUCCUCAAAUCAACAACUCUAACUUCCCCGUUAAUUUUGACACAGGUCAUGUUCGUCAUUCAGAUACUCGAACAGUGAAGAGAUUCAGUGCAGGACACACACUUUCCGAAUGAAUUUAUAAAAUGUCGACUCAGGGAUUUGACAAGAACUCAGGUCCUGGUACUGGUACUGGUACCCAAAAACAACAACCCUCCUUUGGUUUCCGACCUCCUUCCCAAUCACCAUAUACAUGGUUCAAUGCUUCUUCUCAAAAACCCCAAGUUCAUCAAGGUUCUGCACUACAACCUAUUAAUCCAUCACGUAACCCUAGAACCGAGUCUCCUGCCAAAAAUCAAGUUCAAGAUUUGAAAAGAACAAGAUCACCACCUUUACUCCCGACCUAUAAAGACAUCCUGCAAAACUCAAGAACUGUUGUAGUGAGGCCUUCUGUAUCUCCUCCAAGAUCAACUGCAAGGCGCAAUCCUUACACUGAUCCAGAAAAUCAUAUUUGGUCUCCACAAUAUACUGAUCUUGAUAAACCUGAAACACCUGCAAUCAAUCCAAGUGAUAUCCCUGUUCCAAAACGGAGCAGAUUACCUUUUACAACAUCAAAUGAUCCUGUUCUUGAUGACAGUGAAAGAGAAUUGCAAGCUAAAGCGAAAAGAUUGGCCCGAUUUAGAGAUGAACUUAGUCAACCUGAGUCAACCGAUAAAAACCAAAACCAAAACCAAAACCAAAAGAGGCAGCAGGUUGAUCAGUUGGGUAUGGACAAAAGAAAGUUUAUGUUGGAAGGUUCAGAUAUGGGAGGGCAUUUACGUAAUAGCAAUGCCAAUAUACAAACUGAUUCUGAAGAUCAAGAUUCAUCAUCCACUGUUAUAACUGGAGUUUGUCCAGAUAUGUGUCCAGAGCAAGAAAGAGCAGAGCGAGAGAGGAAAGGAGAUCUUGAUCAAUAUGAACGUGUGGAUGGAGAUAGAAAUCAGACAACUGAAUCUCUUGCAGUUAAGAAGUACACUAGGACAGCUGAGAGGGAAGCUGCACUGAUAAGACCAAUGUCAAUCCUGCAAAAGACAAUGGAUUAUCUUUUAAACUUGUUGGAUCAAUCCUAUGAUGAUCGAUUUCUUGGUUUAUACAACUUUUUAUGGGACAGAAUGAGGGCAAUUAGGAUGGAUUUAAGGAUGCAGCAUAUCUUCAAUCUUGGUGCUAUUACCAUGUUGGAACAGAUGAUACGGCUUCAUAUAAUAGCAAUGCAUGAAUUAUGCCAAUAUACAAAAGGAGAAGGAUUUGCAGAGGGAUUCGAUGCACAUCUCAACAUUGAACAGAUGAACAAAACAUCUGUUGAGUUGUUUCAGCUGUAUGAUGAUCAUAGGAAGAAAGGAAUAGAGGUGCCUACAGAAAGAGAAUUUAGAGGUUAUUAUGCACUUCUCAAAUUGGACAAACAUCCUGGCUAUAAGGUUGAACCAUCAGAAUUAUCACUUGAUCUUGCCAAGAUGACACCUGGCAUACGACAAGCUGAAGAAGUUCUAUUUGCUCGUAAUGUAGCCAGAGCCUGUAGAACUGGCAAUUUUAUAACCUUCUUUCGUCUCCUUAGGAAAGCAACCUAUCUUCAAGCAUGCUUAAUGCAUGCUCACUUUGGCAAGUUAAGAACUCAAGCACUUGCUUCUCUACACAGUGGCCUACAAAAUAACCAAGGCAUACCAGUAACCCUAAUUGGAAAGUGGCUCGGAAUGGAGGAAGAAAACAUGGAUGAUCUUUUGGAAUAUCAUGGAUUCUCUAUAAAAGAAUUUGAUGAGCCAUAUAUGGUAAAAGAAGGACAAUUUCUAAACACUGAUAGUGAAUACCCUUUAAAAUGCUCAAAACUUGUUCAUCUCAAGAGAUCAACAACAAUUAUGGAUGAUGUUUUAUCUUCUCCGAUUCCAAUCAAAACUCCCGAGCCUCCAAAACGGGUCCCACGAAAGGCUUCUAUUCAAACACAAGUCAAGUCACCGGUUUCCCCAAACAAGACUCAGAGUUUUGCUGAGGUCAUCCGUAACCGCAUGGCGGAUUAUGGCGGCAGUCCGUCUGUCAAAGAGCCGCCGGUUUUCACGAUUCCGGUGGUUGAAAGACGGAAUGAUGUGGAAGUUGGAAUCGGAACUCCUUCACCUCGGAAUAUCUUUAAAAAUAUCUUUAAAAAUAAUAAACCCGAUGCAUCUCAAGAAGAUGUUAGGAAACCGAGUUUUGAUAAUCGGUUUCGGAAUUCUCUGGAGAAGCAUACCCCGCCAAAUGUAUUUGCAAUGCCACCACAAGUUCCGCCUAUGGUGGACCCCGUUUUGGUUGAAGAUUCAGUGGUGGAGGUGGACCCCAUUUUUGUUGAGGACAUGGAACCAGAAGAAUCUGAAAAUGUGAUUCAGGAAGUGGAAGAGGAAAUUGAUACUUGUGUAGAUGAAGAAGUUGCUGAGGCGAAACUUAGACUGAUAUUGAGGCUAUGGAAACGGCGUGCUUUUGUAAAGAAGGAUUUGCGUGAGAAAAAACAACUGGUAGCAAAUGCUGCAUUAAGUUCUUUGUCAUUGGGUCCUCCAAUGAGGCUCCACAAAGAGCAAUCGAAAGUCCAUGGCAACUUCAACAUUGACAAGGCAAUGUCAGAAAGAUACGAGAAGCAAGAACAAAUGUGGUCACCCCUUAAUGUGUCCAACGUGGUAGGACCCACACUCGGGGAACGUAACCAAUAUCCCAGAAUCAUUUGCUGGAAAUUACUAUUUUGUCCUUCACAAGUCUCCAAUCAAGAAAACCCAGAUCCACACUCAUGGUUACAUCAUAAACUCAUCCCGGAAAACAUCAGUCAAAACAACGAUUUAGCAGCAUCUUUUCCGGGCCUAUCGAUAUGGAAAAAAUGGGAUUACAGAAAAUCAUCCAGUGACCCAACUUGUUACUUAUCAGUGGUCAAAAAUGUAAAAUUCGAUAACCUUCUAGAAGAAUCUGUUUCGGGGGCAAGUGCAGUCAUGUUUUUAUCCUCUGAACGUGUCUCAUGGGACACUCAAAAAAACCGGCUUCGUGUCCUUACAUCAUCUAUUCCUUACGGGUCCCGUUUACCCCUUCUGAUCAUAAGUUUCUCACAGGAAAAUCGUUCAAAAAUAAUCGAAAAAUUGGGACUUGAUGAACUCGAUAAAUCAAGAAUUGGUUCGUAUUCAAUUCUUCCCGGGUUUUUUUUCAGUGAUAAGGAUUUAAAAACGGGCCUGGAAUGGCUGGCAAGUGAGAGCCCGUUACAGCCCGUUGUUCAUUGUGUAAAAACACGUGAAUUAGUUAUGAAAAACUUGAAAUUUUCAUCCGAUUUAUUACAAAAAACGAUCCCCGAACAUUGUGUUUCGGUUAUCAAUCGGGCUGUUGAUGAAUCGAUUAAGGAAAUCGGGAAUGCCGCAAAGUCAAACCCGGUCAACUGGCCGUGUCCUGAGAUCUCGCUACUAAACGGGAUAGACUUUGAACCGUAUUUGCCGAGUAUCGGGUGGAGCUCCGGGAAACGGGUCGACCCGCUUGUUCAAGCGUUACAAGACUGUAAGUUACCGAUCCCGGAUCAUGUAUGGAGUCGGACAUGGGAUGAUAUCGAGAGCCAGCGGGUUGGGCUUGAGGGGUUCAUGGUGGGCUACUUGGGCCCGUUGAUUGGACCAUUGUUGGCCCGAAAAGAAGCAUCGGCUUUGAUCCAAAACCAUGUUGGGCUCGAGCUAAACGGUUCGAUGUAUUCUCUUGUUCCGAAUUGGGCGAUGAUCUUUCGGCGGGUGUUUAAUUGGCGGUUGAUGGGUAUAUCCAACGGUCCGUAUUCAUCGGCAUAUAUUUUGUCGGAUCAAAAUUAUUCAUUUUUUGAUUUGGAAAGUUUUGAAGGUGAAGUGUGUGAUGUGGUGACUCCGUCUCUUGAUGAAAUGAUUGAAGUUAGUUGUUUGGCAUCGAGGGUGGAAUUGGGAUUGGGGUAUGGGGAAUUGAGCUGCCGGGAACCGAGGUCGGAAUCGGAAUUGGGUUAUGGGGAAUUGGAAGAGGUGGUUAACGGUGAUGAAUUGAUGGAAGUGGAAGGGGGAAAGGAAAAGGAGUAUGUGGAGAAUGAGAGGAGUUUAAGUAGAUUGUUGGAGAAGUGUAACAUAGUGCAGGAUAUAAUUGACAAGAAGUUAUCUAUAUACUUCUAAUUGAGUUAAGAAUUGAAUUUUGGUAAUUGUAAUUUUUUAUUUU